Messenger RNA from Siniperca chuatsi (mandarin fish), 1278 nucleotides. RefSeq names its product protein phosphatase 1, regulatory subunit 32 (gene saxo4). The coding region runs from base 248 to 1204 and encodes 318 amino acids. The transcript is spliced from 12 exons. NCBI's taxonomy places the organism in Eukaryota, Metazoa, Chordata, Actinopteri, Centrarchiformes, Sinipercidae. The record is from RefSeq and is a predicted model, not a curated record. Gene Ontology annotation, molecular function: phosphatase binding.
AACAUUAACUGCCAACCUUUCAAUCUGGAGUCACUCUUCAUGUUGCUGUAAUGUUGCUGCCCUUGUGCUGAAUCUCCUAGCAACAGAGACCUGUUUACCUAUAAAACCACCAAGACAAGAGAGGUGAACAAACAACCUGGAGUUGCAGGGCUGCUCACAUGCCCAGAGGAUUUUUGCUAUCCAUCACUGUUGUCAGUGAAGGUUUCCAUUACAGCAGUCACAGACGGCUGAGCAGGGGAAGAUAGUCAUGCUGACUGUUGGAGCACCAGGCAGCAGGGGACGGCUGAGCGGCAACACAGUCAAACUCUACAAUACUUCUUAUAGGGCGUCUUAUGACGCAGGCAGGGUGUUCACUUCUUGCAUCGGACAUCCCAGUGGGACAGGCUUCACGGCAAACCAGAGACCAGCCAUUUAUUACAGGCCCGGAUUGGACCACAUUGACAACCCUCAGUUUGGACUCCUGUUAUCUGACAGCUUAAUUUCUCAAACUAAACGACACUUCCAGCCUCACAUCCGGUCUGAUUGCUCGGGGUCUUUGCCAAACCUCGUUAACAAACCCAGAGAGAGCGGCUUCCAUCAGCUGAGGAGUCAUCCGAAAGCAGUGACUGCAGAGGAGAAGACAGAAUACCGAAGUUUGUUUGUACCUCAUCGUUUCACACCAACAGUUUCCCAGAACCGUGUGACUGUGGGUCCAAAAGAAGAAAGUGGUUUCACUGAGGGAACAGACCUUCAACUAAACACAUUUCAGGAGAAAAAAAGCUGCAUGGUUGAACCUCGCCAAACUCACAGCUCAGUGAUGAAAAGUGACUUCAUGCAACCGUCAUUUCUGCAGGGCACUGAGGCGAUAUCGGGCCUGUGCAGCCAUUCUGCUCGAGAAACAGGAUUCACUCGAGGUGCCAUCGCUCCCUUGGCCUGCCCAACCUCUCUUCUGCCAUCACCCCACACUAAAAGUAAUGCACCAAGUGAGAAGACCGUCGGAAAAAAGGAGCCCACAGGAUUUCUUCUCAAUGCUCCAAACAACCAGGCUUUCCCUAAUUCACCUUUUGACUGUUCACACUUCACUACACAUUACAAGAGCACGUUCUGUCAUCAGGCUGAUUAUGAAAAGUUGAAAUCUGGCCACACUGGCGCAGGAAUCCUCAGUGCAAAAAUGGACAAUGGCUACAAUCGUCGAGACAUGGACAGAUUCAUCUUUAGGGGCUAGACCUUCACACACCUGUGAUGGUACCUGCAUGACUACUCAUCACAAAAAUAAAAUUUCUUGUUAACACAAUGCAA